Messenger RNA from Symbiodinium sp. CCMP2456, 1392 nucleotides. NCBI's taxonomy places the organism in Eukaryota, Dinophyceae, Suessiales, Symbiodiniaceae. The record is from the annotation of a GenBank genome assembly.
AUGAAGUGCAGCCUCCGGCCAGUUGAAUGUCGCAGACUGUGGCUGCGCUGCCUGGUCGUGUUGAGUGCUACCUUCAUGUGCAGUUUGGCUGGGCACGGAUUCUGCAGAACCUGGGCGCAGAGACGCAGCGUCGAGCAGAAAUCGCACGAUUUUCGCAUCAUCUCCAAUGCCAAAGGGUUUGGAGAUGAGGGGAUUAGAUCCCCGAAGUCGACACGCUGCCCCUGCCUCUCCGGCAAGCACUACAAGGUGUGUUGUCGCCAGAUUCACAAGGAUUUGACCGCAGCCGACACGCCUGAAAAGAUGGCGAGAGCAAGGUUUUCUGCUCUUGCCAUGAAGAAAUACGACUUUUUGAUAGACACGACCCACUCGACGCACGUGGACUUUCAGGAGGAUAGACAAGCUUGGAAGAAGCAGAUUGUGCGCAACAAUCGGGGAUUUCGGUACAUUGGCUUGAAUGUGACCGCGUCCGAGCAGCGCGAGGAGGACCUUUAUGCCGUGACCAUAGAAGCUGCUGCAGAGCCUGAGAAGGUUUCCGAUGUUCCCAAGGUGCUUCUUCUCCAAGAAUGCUCCGUGUACCGGCGUGAAGGGGAGACCUGGAAGUAUGUGGCAGCGGAGGGCUUGAAAAGGGAGGUCGUGGAAGGGGCCGGAUCCGCCCAGCAACUCGUGUUCUUUGUGAUAGCUGAUUUCUGCAUCUGUCGUGGCACACGACAGCUCUGGAUCUUGCUAUGGCUAGGGCUCCUGAUCAGCAUCAACGAGGUGGUGGUGAAAAAGUGUUUCGCCGAACCUCGUCCUGGCAGCCGGCUGGAGCUGCGAGGAGAGCACGGCCGGCUGCAAGGUUCCUGCAUAAUGACAUGCGGGAUGCCUUCCAGUCAUUCGGCAAUAGCCAUGGGCUGGUUCACCCUGUCGAUCCUCGACGCGACCGUCCGGACCCACCUUGGCACCUCACGACAAGCUACAGUGACAGGCGGGCGUAUCACACAUACUCAAUCGAUCCUAAUGGCAGAGCAAAAGAAAAUUGUGCAUUUCAUGAAGAACUUCUGUCUUGUUCCUUGGGUCAAGAAAGAUGUACUGAACGUGCGAGAGUUGAUCUCAUUUGGCCUCUUCUGGUUCUUCCUCAUGGUGCCUGUUCCCUUCAUGAGAGUGGUCCUAUGUGACCAUACUCCAAACCAGGUGGCCGUGGGCUCCACCUUGGGCCUGGUCCUGGCUGUGCUCUGGUGGCGUGCCGUGCGGGUGCUCCAGCGGAGGUUCCGAAACCUGGAAGGCCGGCAGAUCUGCUACGGGCUGCUCUGGCAUGACUAUUUCCUCCCGGUGCCCGAACACGAGGAGAUACUGCGCAGGCAGCAGCAGCUUGAACUGGGCCAGACACGUCAGCCUCCUUUGCGCACAUUCUGA